CGAGGGCUUCUUGGAGGGCGACAUUGUCCCGCCCAAGGCUGAUGAGGCUAAGGCCAUGGGAAGAAAUGCAGUGUCCAACCCAAACCUACUGUGGCCCUCAGCAGCCAUAAUAUACAAGACUAGUGAUGAUGUUGGUUGCCCGGACUCCCCGCAAUGUGAGAUCCUGAUGAGGGCCAUGAACCACUACCACGCCAGGUCCUGCAUCAGGUUCAAGGAGUGGACUGGCGAGCCCAACUACGUAGACAUAUUCUUUAACUCUGACAGUGGUGCUUGCUGGUCGCCCGUUGGUCGCACGGGUAAUGGUGUGCAGCGCCUGUCGCUUGGUCAACGCUGCUGGUAUCUCGGCAUUGUGGUCCACGAGCUCGGGCACGCCAUCGGCUUCUGGCACGAGAUGAAUCGGCCUGACAGAGAUGACUGGAUAUACGUCUACUGGAAGAAUAUCAUUCAAGGGUUUUCAUCUUCUUUUGCCAAACAUGACGCCCGGACGGUCGAUUCUCUAGGAGAGCGAUUUGACUAUCGCUCCAUCAUGAUGUAUGAUGAAUACGCCUUCUCUAAGGAUGGAAUUUCACCAACUUUGCAAGCUAAGACUGGAGAGGAAAUUGGUCCUAUUUGGAAAAAACGAGGUCUCAGUGCUAGUGACAUUCGACGAGUUCACAAACUCUACAAGUGCAAUGGCAAUAAGCAAAAGCUAAGUUUUCCAUAUGACAUUUCCUGUGAUUUCAACCAACACACUUGUGGCUUUAAGAACGGUGGAUCUGCCGUGUGGAAUUGGAGGACAGUAAAUGCAACAGAUGGUUACGUGUACAGUUCGUAUGACCAGGCUGGUGUGACUCCCGGUUACUUCAUGUCCAUCAACCUACAUGCCAUUAGUGACAAGGACACCACGAGAGGGCCUCUGGGCUGUGUCCGCUUCUGGUACCUCCUACAGGGCGAUGGCAACGCUAGUCUCAAGCUGCUGCAUGCAUACCUGGACAAGGUGACUCAGUUGACUUACGACAAUGAGAAGACCUUUGACCUCUGGCUUAACGACACAGUAGCCAACGAGUGGGUGCAUGUGGACGUUCCUAUAUACAUCACUAGACCAUUCAAGUUGAUAUUCUACUCCCAGUUCGAGGACGGCGCGACCUAUGGCACCAUAGCUCUAGAUGACAUAGAGAUCAUGUAUUCCGCUUGCCCUGAAGACUCGGCCAGCGUGAGUGUCCCCGUCUCGUCAUCUUCAAGUCCCCCCGCCAUCACGGAGACCCUUACCCCCACCACGACCACCGAGGAUCCUGACCUCUCAGAGUUCACAGAAUCAGCAGAACUCGUAACAACUCCCGAAGACAUUGAUGAAACAGUUGAAGAAAGCAACAGUAUCGACGAAAGCGUAAAGAAACAAAAGAAAAACUGAUAGUACUCUAUGACUGUGAAACUUAAAUAAGUACUGAUUGUUUUGAUUCAUAGGUACAAAUUUUACCAUGUGAAGUAUGAGAUUUUGUCUAUUGAAAUGCUUUCAUAGUGCACUUAACAUGAACUGGAAAGCCUUAGGAGAGCUAUAAACAAAAUUAAGUAAACAAGUUUAAUAUCAAAUCAUGAAAUUGUGAAUUCUGUCAAUGUGUUCAAAGUAAAUUUUGGUACACAUUUUAGCUCAAAAAAUAAU
Molecule: messenger RNA, 1639 nt
Organism: Macrosteles quadrilineatus (aster leafhopper)
Lineage: Eukaryota; Metazoa; Arthropoda; Insecta; Hemiptera; Cicadellidae
Product: meprin A subunit beta-like
Exons: 10
Coding region: 56-1390 (444 amino acids)
Biological process (GO): proteolysis
Cellular component (GO): membrane
Molecular function (GO): zinc ion binding; metalloendopeptidase activity
Source: RefSeq, a predicted model, not a curated record